Cydia amplana is the source of this 1220-nucleotide messenger RNA. Its product is annotated as CD63 antigen-like. The transcript has a single exon. The coding region runs from base 139 to 900 and encodes 253 amino acids. The record is from RefSeq and is a predicted model, not a curated record. Lineage: Eukaryota; Metazoa; Arthropoda; Insecta; Lepidoptera; Tortricidae. Gene Ontology annotation, cellular component: membrane.
ACCCAUUGAGCGGACCAAUUGCCGUCAUAGGGUGAUUCACGCAGGAAACUGUCCCGCUUAUAUAUCGAGACAAUUGCUAUACACGCCAUUAUAUUGUUCGGCGCCAUACGAACCGCUCCCGUUAACACAAACGCCAAAAUGCGUAAAGUAAUUCUUUAUAUCCUAAAUAUUCUUUAUGCCCUAUUCGGGCUCGCGUUAUUCCUCGGUGGUGUCACGUUUUGUAUAUACGUGGCACAGUUCACCGCCUUGAGGAACACCCAUCAUUACAAGCUGGACUUCAGCUUGUAUUGGCCUCAAGUGAUACCGGUCGUCGCCUGCUUAGCUGGGAUCUUCGUGAUCUUCGUCGCCUGCUGCGGCUGCUGCACUGCUUCCAAGAACAACAAGGGCUUCACUAUUAUGCAGUCUAUCUUCAUCCUGAUCACCUUAAUAGUGCUCAUAACCUCUGCUGCCUUAACGUUGAAAUACGGCGACAAUGAAGAAACGGACGUGUAUUUGAUUGACGCGCUGACCGACGGAUUUUCCGAAGCGAAAACCAGUCCGAAUCACCAGGAGAUGUUCUCAAGGAUUGAGAGCUGGCUUGGUUGCUGCGGAGCUGAGGGCUCAUCGAGCUAUAGGCCUCACGGUGUGCAUUAUUUACCUCAAUCCUGCUGCGGAUAUUCAGAAGGUUCCAGUCAAAAAUGCGAAUUCACGUCUAAGGAGGCUACAGAUAGGCAUGGUUGUGUCAAAGUAGUUGUUUCCUACAGUAGAUUAUUCUUAAGAGUUUUAGCAGCGGCCGCUGCCGUCGCUGCCUUCUUUGGAAUCUUAAGUUUAGUAGCUACUUUAGCUUUGUCGAUAGGAUUGAAGAAAAAGCCAGCAGUUUACGACGCGACGGACAUCGAGACGAAGAAAGGACUUUUGUAAAGUGUUGUGUUUUGUGAAAUGAGUCAAGCUUUAAUAUCCCGCCGUGGGGAUGAAACUUCUUAAGUUUUAUUUUGAAAACUUUAAAAAAGUUUCAGUAUUUGUAAAGUUGUGGUAAUAUUUUUGCAAUUUAUAAAAUAGUUCAAAGGUUGGUUGCAAAAUAUUUCUCGAUGUUUACUAAUUUAAAUGUUUUGAAUGUGUUUAUGUGUGUGAGUAUGUUUACUAUUUAUUGUAGGAAGCUAGUGGUGAGAUAACCAAAGAAUAUAUAAUGUAAUUUACUUUUUACUUAUGUCAAAUAGUGUGAUUUUAAAGUAAGGCCAAUU